AUGGGUCAAUAUAAAAAAUCGCUUACAAUUUUAAAUAAGUCAUUAGAAAUCGACCCAAAUAAUGCUGAUAUAUUAUGUAAUCGACCGUUGGAUGGAAAUUUAGUACCUUCACGUGAAGAAUUUUCCAAGGUUGCUCUUAAAAGUUUGAAUGGAACUCAAAAUAAUUCUUUAGAGUUUUUAACUGAGCACCCAGAUGCCAUAUAUAUUUCCCAAUUUAUUGACACCUCUAAGAUUCUAGAG
Molecule: messenger RNA, 240 nt
Organism: Cetraspora pellucida
Lineage: Eukaryota; Fungi; Glomeromycota; Glomeromycetes; Diversisporales; Gigasporaceae
Source: the annotation of a GenBank genome assembly